This is a messenger RNA of Giardia duodenalis, 555 nucleotides long. RefSeq lists its product as uncharacterized. The record is from RefSeq and is a predicted model, not a curated record. The coding region runs from base 1 to 555 and encodes 184 amino acids. The transcript has a single exon. Lineage: Eukaryota; Fornicata; Diplomonadida; Hexamitidae.
AUGAAAGAUAUCAAGGCCCAGCAGUCAAAGCCCAAGUCUAACGCCAAGUCCAGACAAACAGGCGAGCACGGAGCAGCUAGCGGGUCUCCUGCGGGGAAUACUCUAUCUGAGAAGAGCAGUGUCAAGAAGAAGAAGAAGACUCCUCAGGCUUCCCCAGGCAAAGGAUCCGUCACCGUGGAAUUUGCUACUCCGUCGGAUGGCAGGAGAGGUAACAAGAAAAACGGGAAGCCGGAAAGCGACGAAAGUGGCCAGAAGGAUGGCGGCUCAUCGCGUAGGAGGAAGGGCAGCAGCCCAUCGCUGCCGAUUUCCAAGAGGUUCGAGUCUGACGAGGAGGCCAGGGAAUUUGCAAAGACCCUCAGUUGGGAGAGGUGCAUGGUGAUAGAGAAGAACAGCAGCCUCGAUCUUGCAGAGCUGCACCUGAUGUGCACAAACAAUGGCAGCUACUUGAGCUACGUCUCCGACAACUACAUCUUCUACGGCUUUCCCAGGUCACAAGAGGUGAACAUAGAUAUCUACAGGCGCUCCAUGUCCGACACAAACAUGUUUCUUGUCUAG